Molecule: messenger RNA, 3010 nt
Organism: Strongylocentrotus purpuratus (purple sea urchin)
Lineage: Eukaryota; Metazoa; Echinodermata; Echinoidea; Camarodonta; Strongylocentrotidae
Product: protein NDRG3
Exons: 13
Coding region: 16-1242 (408 amino acids)
Biological process (GO): signal transduction
Cellular component (GO): cytoplasm
Source: RefSeq, a predicted model, not a curated record
AGCAAACUAUACAGAAUGGAGCUCCAGGUUCAGAACGAACGUGAGCGAGAGAAGAUGUCGUACAGCAAGCUGGAUGCCGACGAGGGGGAGAUGGACCCGGUGAACGACAUGACGGAGAAGAUGUCAUAUGCCAAGCUGGAGGAUGGUGGAGAAGAAGGAGGCAAGGGCGACGGCGGGAAGAACGGCCAGCCCCUGAGGGCUAAGAGCUUUGAUGGCUUUGAGGAUCCCAGCCAGCCCCUGCUGCUCUCGGGCAACAAUACUUCAGUCAACUAUGAGCUUGACUUUGUGGAGACGGAGUGGGGAAACAUCUUAGUUGCAAUCCAAGGAGAUCGUACCAAGCCUGCUAUUCUGACCUAUCAUGACCUUGGUUUGAACCAUGUAUCGUGUUUCCAAGGUUUCUUCAACUUUCCUGACAUGCAGCCCAUCCUGAAGCACUUCUGUGUCUAUCAUAUCAAUGCACCAGGGCAAGAACAGGGGGCAGCACAGCUACCAGAGAACUUUGAGUACCCAGACAUGGAUCACUUAGCAGAGACUCUUAUCAGUGUACUUAAUCACUUCAGACUUAAGAAAUUCAUUGGCUUUGGAGUGGGAUCUGGUGCAAAUAUCUUGACAAGGUUUGAGCUUGCUCACCCAGAGUACAUAGAGGCUCUCAUACUGGUCAACUGCGUAUCAACACAGUCAACAUGGACAGAGUGGAUGCAACAAAAGCUGUCAGCAUACUACCUAAGAAAGAAUGGCAUGACAAACUACACACAAGAAUACCUUCUGUGGCACUACUUUGGCAAGAGUACAAUGGAAACACAUCAUGAGCUGGUGGCACUCUUCAGGGAGAAUCUUGCUAAGAAUGUGAACGCUUUCAAUCUCUCACUAUUUGUCAACUCAUACAUCAGACGAACAGACCUGAACAUCCGACGUGAGCUGGAUCCGUUCAAACAGAAGAAUCUUCGCGGCGUGAAGGCUCACAGUAUGCUCAUCGUAGGUGCAAAUUCACCUCAUGUCAACGAUUCGGUGGAGAUGAACGCCCGUAUGGACCCAGCACGCAGCCAGUGGAUGAAGAUGUCAGACUGUGGCGGUAUGAUCUUAGAAGAGCAACCUGCCAAGCUAGCCGAGGCCAUCAGGCUCUUCCUGCAAGGCCAGGGAUACGUUGAUCUGUUAAAGGUGCGACUCAACCGCCCAGCACGGUCUAUGGAACCCCCAGCACCCACAAGCAAGACAGGCGCCCCCGAACCAGUGAUGGUGUAACAGUGGUCGUCUAAAAGCAGGGUCCAUUCGACACAUCGGGUAACGAAAGAUGCGGACAGUUGUAUCAAGAUUGACUCAUCGUGUACUUUUAAUCAUAUUACGAUUGUUUUCUGUUAAACCAGAAACUUUGUGGCAUGAAACCUUUGCGAAUGGUUAAGAAUGGCUAUUUUUACAGCAAGAAACUUAUGCGAAUUACAGAAUUUUAGCUUUACAUCGAUUGUGAUUCAGUUAUUUCACGGCCUGAAACUUUUGCAAAUCUGAACUGCUCAUGAAAUCUGCCCACAUUUUAAGGAUGCAAAUGUUUCUGAUUUUACAUUAACAUGAUUCAAGAGUCUAUUGGUGGAACUCUAUUAUUUUACAGCAAGCCCUGGAUACCAGUGACUCUACAUAUGGUUUCUGUCACAGUGGGUUGAUGCCCCUUUAGCUCUCAUCCAUUGAUAAAUCAUUUAUUUGGAGGCAGAAGGGCAUUAAAUCCUAUACUGUAUUAAACACAGGGUUAACGUUCUUCUGGCUCUGAACACACAAUAUCAUGCCUGGUCUCAUUGGUUACUGGGUAUUUCCAGUAGAAUGUGCGUAUUACAGAUACAGUGUAAAGAACCCUCUAUUUUAUUUUGCCAAAGGAUAUAUGCCACAGGGCUUUUGGUAAGAAUAUGAAAAUGUGUAUAUGUACUUUGCAAACUGCUGUGAGGCAAAUUCUUCAACAAUGCUUAGAUUGAAAGUUAAUUGUUGAAUACUUUAAUGAUUUAGGUAAUAGGUAUCAUAUAAUAAUUGUUAUCAAUUUGACAGAGUGGAUUUAUCUAGGGUAAUGGCAUUAUGCAUGAUUAAACAUGAUUAAACAUGAUUGGAAAUGGACAAAUAUAAUUUUACAGUGCAAAUAAAUAAUUACCUCAGUGAAAGCAUUUUACAUACAUUAGUGAUAAAAUGAAGAAAAGACAAUCUAAGUUAAUAGUAUUUAUACCUAGGCUAUAAUGCAUAUUUACUAAACCUAAAACGACCUUUAACAUCAAGCUUCUAAAAAUAGUAAGUAGCCUGAAACAUUUUUCUCAUAGUUCUCGUCAGUUAGGUAAAGUAAAAUUAGAACCCAUUCAAGGAUUAAUUAGGGUAAAGCAGGCUAAUUUUCUAAACCAGUAUUCAGAGUGAAACUAAUGUGUUAACCCACAUAGUGCCCUCUUAAUAUCAUUGUCUUUCCUUUUUAUUCCUUUUUCUUUUUCAUCUUAUUAUCUUUCUGAAUGUCUACACAAUUCAGCCAUGAAAUAAAUUGUAAAUUUGAUAAAUUUAAUACCUGUAAUGUAAAAUUCAAUCAUUGUCAAACACAUUUAAUCAUUGCAGCUCUCAUUCUAUUCUGUGAAUUUGAACAUUUAUACUAUAAGUUGUCUGACAUGUUUCAGAAGUGGAAGUUGUUUGUGUAAAUUAAAAACAAUCUUUUCUCCUUCUACUUGUUGUAUGUACCAAAUACAUGUAGUUAUGUAAUGUUUGUAUGAAGUUUGUGUUUUGUAAAAUUAAUGGAAAUGAAACUUAGCAUUGUUUUUUUUCUUCAAAACCUUAUGAUCUAUUGUGCUGUUCAAAUAAAUAGAAGUGUAUUUGUUGACAUGUUUUUGUGUUUGUGCGUUUAGGGUGCACUGGAAAGGUUUACAAAAAAUUAAAUAUAUGCGAGUCACAGGGGAGUGUGAAAGAAUUCAUGUUUACCGGAAUGUAGUUUAGCAAAUGAAAGAAGCAGAAUUUGAAACCAAAGCUGAUAUGAUAUGUGAUCUCUGCUCAAGUUUUGUUG